UGACCGUCCGUCAAAUGCAUUCGAGGUUCGCCAGGUUCGCCGAGUCAUUUCAGAGGUACUAAGUGGGUACUAAUCCACUGAUCGUCGUACCGUCAAGUUGAUUUUGACAUCUCACGAUGCCUGAAGAACUCCGUUUUGACGGUCGUGUAGUUAUAGUCACCGGUGCCGGUGCAGGUCUGGGAAGGGCUUAUGCUCUUUUAUUUGGAUCAAGAGGUGCCAGUGUUGUUGUUAACGAUCUAGGAGGUGGACGACACGGAGAUGGAAGUAGCAGCAGCGUCGCAGAUUCUGUUGUCAAAGAAAUCCGACAAAAUGGUGGAAAAGCUGUCGCCAAUUACGACUCUGUUGUUGAAGGCCAUAAAAUUGUGGAUACGGCAAUUAAAACUUUUGGGCGUAUUGAUAUUAUUGUCAACAAUGCUGGUAUUUUGCGUGACAAAUCGUUUGCUAAAAUAACGGACCAAGAUUGGGACCUAAUCCACAAUGUUCAUGUCAAAGGAGCAUUCAAAACAACUCAAGCUGCUUGGCCGUAUUUCAAAAAACAAAAGUAUGGCCGAGUUAUCGUAACGUCCAGCAAUAGUGGACUUUACGGAAAUUUUGGUCAAGCUAAUUACAGUGCUGCCAAAAUGGGGCUGGUAGGAUUAGCAAAUACUUUGGCUAUCGAAGGGAACACUUCUAACAUCUACACCAAUGUAAUUGUGCCAACAGCCGCUUCUCGGCUCACGGAAGAUAUUCUUCCACCAGAUUUUUUUAAGGAAUUAAAACCUGAGCUGAUCGCACCUGUUGUUGCAUGGCUCUGUCAUGAGGAUUGUUCUGAAAAUGGAUCUAUUAUUGAAGCAGCUGUUGGUUGGGCUGGAAAGUGUCAUUUAAUUCGCUCUGCUGGUUGCACUUUGAGAAAAAAAAUGACGGAAGCCGUUACUCCAGAAGAUGCCAGAGACAAUUGGGCAGCUGUUACUGACAUGAGUAAAGCGAAACGUUGUGAAUCCAUACAAGAAGCCUCAAUGGAAGUAUUUAACGUAUUAAAAGAGCUACCAGAAAGUUCGUCCCAAGAGAAAUCUAAUGUAGUCCUGAAACACACCUAUGAUUUUCGAAACAUCAUUCUUUAUGCUAUUGGAGUCGGUGCUACAACAGAAUGCUCAUCAGAUAUGCUUUAUUUGUACGAGAAUCACAGUAAAUUCGCUAUUCUACCGAUUUACUUUGUUAUCUUUGGACCCAAUGCGAUCAUUUCUUCAUCGAUACUUGACGAUGUACCAUAUGGAAUACAAAUAGAUCCUUCCAGGGCACUGCAUGGGGAACAGUAUCUCGAAAUUCUGAAACCUAUACCGACAGAAGCGAGUGUUGAAACGCACUUUAAGAUUAUUGAUGUUCUUGAUAAAGGAUCGGGAGCUGUUAUAAUAAUGCAAGCCGAUACCAUAGACGUUUCGACUGGCGAAAAAUUGGCCACUGCGCAACUCUCUGCCUUUGCUAUCGGUGCCGGUGGUUUUGGAGGAAAGAGAAGUUGUCCCGGUAUCAUUCCAACCGAACCUGCCCCCAACAGGAAACCAGAUAUUUCAAAAAUCCAAAAAACUACUGUUGAUCAAGCGGCUGUGUAUCGAUUAAGCGGGGACUUCAACCCUCUCCAUAUAGAUUCGUCGGUGUCAUCUCUUGGUGGGUUUGAAAAACCGAUUUUACACGGUUUGUGUUCUCUUGGAUUCUCCACACGUCAUGUUCUGGAUACCUACGCUCACGAAAGUCCGGAUUUAUUCAAAGCAAUUAAGGCUCGAUUUUCUAACCCAGUCAUUCCCGGGCAAACGUUGCGCACCGACAUGUGGAGGAAUGGUAAUCGAAUACAUUUCGAAACAACGGUUUUGGAAAACAACAAGAAAGUUAUUACAGGAGCUUACAUUGAUCUUAAAGCUGUAAAAAUGCAGCCAAUUCAACCCGCUGUAUGUUCAGCUGAAGAGAAUUUAGAAUCUGAUGCAGUUUUUGCAGCUAUUGCUGAUCACGUCAAAGCGCAUCCAGAUGAAGUAAAAAAAAUAAACGGUAUAUUCGUAUACAAUAUCACAAGUUCUGGGAAAAAUAAGGCGCAAUGGACUCUUGAUUUAAAGAAAGCCGAAGUAUAUAAAGGAGAACCGAAAUCUGGAAAGUCUGAUACUACUUUAACCAUUGAAGACAAAGAUAUGGUUCAAAUUGCACUUGGUAAAUUGAACCCUCAAGUGGCUUUCAUGCGUGGUAAAUUGAAGAUUAAGGGAAACAUCAUGUUAACUCAAAAGUUGAAGACACUGCUCGACGCUAACAGAGCUAAGCUAUAGUUUUCCAUCCAAUUUUAAUAUCACAAUUGCAUCGUUACAUCAUUUUAGACGAUUUUUUUUCUACCAAGUACUUCAAUUUAAUCUUUCCCACUAGUUAUUUAGUGUAUAGUGUCUAGACCUUUUCAAUAUUUUAGCAAGCUCAGAAUUGGUCUGAACAUGUUGGAAGACCUUGGCAUUUCACAAUAGUGAAAACUAUAGAAAUCGUUGGUAUCUUGAAACGAUUUGCAUUUAUAAUUCUACGGUUCAUUAUUUAUGGGUUAAAUAUUGUUAUUCCUUCUUACUAAUUCCUGUUGUCAACUAAUAGAAUUUAUCGAAAUAGUACCGAAUA
Messenger RNA from Diprion similis, 2613 nucleotides. RefSeq names its product peroxisomal multifunctional enzyme type 2-like (gene Mfe2). The coding region runs from base 117 to 2285 and encodes 722 amino acids. Gene Ontology annotation, molecular function: oxidoreductase activity. NCBI's taxonomy places the organism in Eukaryota, Metazoa, Arthropoda, Insecta, Hymenoptera, Diprionidae. The record is from RefSeq and is a predicted model, not a curated record. Gene Ontology annotation, cellular component: cytosol. The transcript is spliced from 16 exons.